Molecule: messenger RNA, 2155 nt
Organism: Alosa sapidissima (American shad)
Lineage: Eukaryota; Metazoa; Chordata; Actinopteri; Clupeiformes; Clupeidae
Exons: 6
Coding region: 65-952 (295 amino acids)
Biological process (GO): positive regulation of T cell proliferation; negative regulation of T cell proliferation; cellular response to lipopolysaccharide
Cellular component (GO): external side of plasma membrane
Source: RefSeq, a predicted model, not a curated record
ACUGAUAGUUUAGCAACAAACGUUAUUUUAAGUUAGGCCUAUUUUCAAGAGACGGAAGUGUGAAAUGCACUUCAAACGUAUAUGGAUUGUUCAAGUUCUCUACCUCUCUCUACUUUUCGUUAAAGCGUACACCUACGAAUUCAAGGUCACAGUUCCAAGUUCCCUGGUGGUCACUCUUGGCGAGCCUGUGGUCUUGCCCUGCAGUUUCUCCGUUGGGAACGCCUGGCAGCCAGAAGGCAUUGUUAUCACUUGGCAACGGGGACUUGAAGUGGUUCACAGUUUUUAUUACAAUCGGGACCAGCUCAAGCGCCAGAGCCCACACUAUGCCAAACGGACCCACCUGUACCACUCAGAGAUGCAGAAGGGCAACGCAUCUCUCAUGCUGGAGAAUAUCACCAUGGACGACGUAGGGGAAUACGUCUGCUCUGUGAGCUCACAGCUGGGCAGUGAGAAGAAGAGCUUCCCCUUAAAAGUGGCAGCACCAUAUUCAGAGCCAGUGCUGCAGUUCUCUGUUCGUUCUGGAAGUGUGAAGCUUCUCCUAACUGCAGGCGGAGGAUUCCCAGCUCCCACCUUGCACUGGCUUCGAGACCAUGAAGACCUCACCAACAGCACAGAGACAGAUGUCACACAGGAUACACUGUCAGGACUUUAUACAGUGUCCAGUUCUUUGACUCUCAAAGGGAACUCCAAUGCCACCCUCACAUUUAUACUGAAGAAUGAGGAUCUCGUGCAGGAGAUCAGGAGAAACAUCAGUCUGUUAUCUGAAUAUGAAGAAGAUACUUCCAACGGCAGUCAUGGUUUUCAGCGGCAGAGAGAGUUCAUUCUCCUUCCUAUACUAUUUACAUUUUUCUUCCUGGCUAUUCUUGGAUUAUUUCUGUUAUUUCAGUCAAACAGAACUAAAAAAAUCUUCCUCAAGACAGAAAAAUGUAUUUGUCAUGGUGGCACAACAUGAAGAACUUCAAACCCCUACAAAGGACUAGAUGCUAUGCAUAGUUUAUAUUUAUAUUUAAAUUAUUAGUUGACACUUUUGUCCAAAACAACAUACGUUAUAUUUUAACCAAGGACCAAACUAAACAAGCCAAAGAGGUUGCUCACCCCUACAUUUAGCAUUCCCAGAGAAACUCCACACAGGGUUUUGUUUUUGUUUAGGGGACAGGCUGCCCCCACUUUGUUUCCAGUUUUUGGAGCAUGGGCUGCCUACAGAGACAGAGGUUUUUUACAGUGUCAUGGAAUGGGCAGCUAGUGGAUCAAGAGGAGAUGAUUGCUGAAUGUAACAAUGUUAUGGGCUUGAAAUGAUUCCGCAUUUCUUACUGAACAGGAGGGUAUUCCAUCAACGCUGAUAAUGAAAGCGGCGCUUAACCGAAAUAGCCUGCGUAGACUUUCACUUGAGGCUUAAGCUGUUCCAUUAACUCAAGUUAGCAGCAUCUUGCCUUAGUUUCCCUAAGGCUUAGGUCAGCUUGCAUUUCUGCUUCUGUACAAGUAAAAAAAUAUCCCAAAACAGUAGAUUGACGAAAAGAAGAUAUAUGUUGUAAAAGUAAGGGAAACUAAAGGAUUUCAAUUUGAAUUCAGAUACUGAGAAUUUCCGUAAGCCACAGUAAUGGAACAGAACUCUCACUUAAAUUAGUGAGACUAAUCGAAAUAAGCCAGGAUUUGCCUUUAGCUUGCUUGAUGGAAUACCCUCCAGGAGACUUUCAUAUUAUUACAAGUAUUAGUGUAUAUUCAUUUCAACACAAUGAUAUGGCAACAUUGAACAAAAAACUAUUUGCUACAAAGGGCAUAGACAUAGCUUCUUGCUUAUAAUGUGAAGUGAAAAAACUUUCUACAGAGAAAAUGAAUUCUGUUUUACUGAAAAAAACUGAAAUAUGCCACAUUUGUAUCUGUCUGGUACAGUAUUUAUUUUCAUACUUCACUGUAAAACUGGUAUUUUUUACAGUUACAUUGAAUGUUUUUUAUUGGUGUCGAGCUGGUGGUUUUCUAUAUGGGUAAGGCUAUUUGCACCCCCGGUACAAUUAGCAAUGUAUGCUAUUCGUACCCUGGUGCAAUAAGAAGUGAAUUCUAUUCGUACCCCGGUGCACACAGCAAUGUGUCCUAUUAGUAUUAGAACAAACUGAUGGUUGCAUGUGUUCACAAUAAAACACAAUUUUUAAAUCUAAAA